Messenger RNA from Arachis ipaensis, 707 nucleotides. RefSeq lists its product as uncharacterized. Lineage: Eukaryota; Viridiplantae; Streptophyta; Magnoliopsida; Fabales; Fabaceae. The record is from RefSeq and is a predicted model, not a curated record.
GCGGCUUGGCAAAGAACGGCUAACCGUUGCUUUGUCCAAGAAGAUGCAAAGAGAGCUCCCAAGUUAGCAUGUUGUCAACCUUGCAGUACAACUUCGAAACCGAUCAAUGCCGGAACUGCCAAUGCAGCAGAUGAAUCUAAUCAUGCUGCUGUUAGUGCCACCUCUUUUAACAAGAAAUCUUCAUUUUCCAAUCUAACACCUGACUCAAGAUGGUGGUUGAACCUUCCUCCGCCGCAGAAGUAUCUUAGUAGGCAGCCUUGUGGCUCUGCUGAUUCGACUGCUCGAUCGAAGGGAAGUUUACGGGCACUUUCUUGCGAUACAAGGCAUGUAUAUCUUGCUUCUAACAAGUCUUCAAGAAUUUAUAGCUCAAUCCAUGAGGAUGUUAUGGAUGAAGUUUUGGAGGGAAACCAUAGCAAAACACAACUGAUAGAAGCACUGUGUCGCUCUCAAACAAGGGCGAGGAUGGUGGAAGAGGCGGUGAAACAGGCUUAUGCGGAGAAAGAGCACAUUAUUACACUGUUUUUCAAACAGGCUUCACAACUCUUCACCUAUAAGCAAUGGUUUCAGUUGCUGCUUCUAGAAAAUCUUCACAUUCAGCUCAAGAAACAAGGAUCAGCAAAUCUCCGGUCUCUUCCAGGCUCCAGCGUCCUUUGAAUGUGGCGCGAAACCUUGGAAGACAAGGCAUAAACCAAAAGGUGAUAUCACAA